UGGCAGUAAUAUGAAGCGCAUAUAUUUAAACUUUCUCUAUCUAUCAUUAACCUUAUUAAUUCAAUUUUGCUUUCAAGCGAGAGGGGAUGAAUUGCAAGAAAUUCUCUAUGAAGUUUUCCAUAAUGAUUAUUGUUAUUCAAAUGUUAUGGAUUCUGAACACUUUUCGACUGGAAACAUCUUAAAAUGUUCAAUUCUCUGCUCUCAAGCGAAACAAUGCGAAAGUUUGUCAUUUGACAAAAAUCAGAAAAUGUGUUAUUUUUAUCCCAAUUCAUUUGGUACUGAAUGCCAUUCAAAAGCUGGAAAAGUUUUUGCUAGACCAGUAAACUUGUUCACUUACGAUGAUUUUGGAGAGAAUUCAGAUGACAAGCCUGCUUUUUUCGUAUAUUCUGAAACGUCUCAUGGUUCGAUGACUCCUGGGUCAAAAUGUAAUUUUGAAUUCAUGGACUUCAACAAUAAGAAUCUAUACAAAAUAUCUACGAAAGAAGCCGUCGUGAAAGAAGAUGGAAUGUAUAUUACAGGAUUAAAUUUCGCUUUUAAUAAAUUCGCAAAUGAGAUCAUCUUAAGGAACUCUACAUCGAAAUAUGACAUAAAGUUAACUUCUUAUCAAUCUGGUAAUAGUUAUUCUUUAAAUAGUAUUACAUCUUUCGAUUACUUUUCUGCUGAAAGCAUAGUCUUUCCGGAAGUUUAUUAUAUAGAUGCAAAACCUAUUGGCACAAUGAACUCGAGAAUUCUUUCGUGGUUAAUGUUUAAAUACGAUAGUCCCGAAUAUCUAUCCGCAACGACUCUUGGUGACGAUACAAAUGCUGGUGAAACCGUUCACUAUCAAGAUGUGAGAGAAAUCAAAGGUAUCGAGAUCGAAGAUACGCGAAAGUUUCGAAUUAAGAAAAAAGGAGUGUAUUAUAUCAAUCUUGGAAUUACUGCUGAGGGUCCAAAAUUUAAAAUGCUAUGUUUUGUUAACGAUAUGUUCAUUGUACAGUCUGGUAUAUUGAGAGAAAAUAAUUCUAACGAUGAUACAAUAUCGAGAGCUUUCUCCAUAUACUUAUAUGAGAAUGAUAUAUUCCAUUGUAAGGUAGAAUUUGGAAUACUAAGGGGCUUUGCGGGAAGUUCUCUCACGAUGUUAAGAAUAAAAGUUGGUCGAAGAUAUCCCAUGAUUUCAGCCGCAACCGAAAUUUCCUCUCAGGGUUCACCAGCAUCUAACCCUGUUCCUUUCAGCAAAGUGUUUGUAAACGAGGGCAAUUUUUGGGAUUCUUCGCUUGAUACGUACAUGAUAAAAGUACCAGGCAUUUAUUUUAUGUACAUGGGAGUUGGUGCGACUGAUAAUAAAAAUGUUCAGUUUAAACUUAUGAUUAAUAAUCAAUAUUCAGGUGGUGUUUUAAAAAAUGGAAGAUCAGCUGGAAAAUUUGAUAUAUUUAGUCGUACUAUACUCUUGAAAUUACAGAAAGGAGAUGAAUUAUACUUUGAAUCGGAAUCCCCUUAUGGUUUUCGCAGUGAUUUCCAUUCAACAAGUUUUACAAUGUUUUACGUUUCAACGAUCUAAUUCAACUCAAAUAAUUUAACAUUAGCUAAUUUCUUUGCUAUAUUUAUUCUUAUUCUUAACUAUUACAUUCACGGAGCAAUUUUAGUUUCCUAUUUGUUCAAGUACUUCCUGUACUACUCCGUUUACCAUAUCUUUUUUCCUUUAUUCUUUGUUAUAUAUAUAUAUAUAGACAUUUAUUUGUUUACAACAAAAGCUUGUUUGACUUUAAUUACAAAUUAUCCAGCAGCCAAAAAUAUGAAUUCAAAAAAAAAAGAAAAAAAAAUAUGUUAAUUUGACAUUCAAGAGUUCUUCACAUUAUUCUUUAACUAUUCUUACUUAGGUUUCAAGUUCAAACAAAGUCAACAAAUGUCAAUUUGCACAAGUAUUAAUACUUUAACUAGAUAAAGAUAUAUAAGAAGAUUAUCUUGAAGAGAAGAAGAAAGAAGUAUCUCUGCAAAUUAAAAAAUUCAUUAUAUUCACAAUAACAGAAUAAAUGAAAUAAAAAUGGCGAA
Molecule: messenger RNA, 2028 nt
Organism: Dimorphilus gyrociliatus
Lineage: Eukaryota; Metazoa; Annelida; Polychaeta; Dinophilidae
Source: the annotation of a GenBank genome assembly